Messenger RNA from Cyprinus carpio (common carp), 6981 nucleotides. RefSeq names its product protein crumbs homolog 2-like. Gene Ontology annotation, biological process: heterophilic cell-cell adhesion; establishment or maintenance of epithelial cell apical/basal polarity. The record is from RefSeq and is a predicted model, not a curated record. NCBI's taxonomy places the organism in Eukaryota, Metazoa, Chordata, Actinopteri, Cypriniformes, Cyprinidae. Gene Ontology annotation, cellular component: plasma membrane; protein-containing complex. Gene Ontology annotation, molecular function: calcium ion binding.
AGUCUCAUUACUGCAUGUACAAUGAGCCACUACUCUCAGCCUGACCACUCCGAUGCUGGACAGAGGAACUUUAUAUGAACUGCAUGACCUGACGCUUAUAGGAAUUAAGAGACAGAGCAGACUUCGAGAUCAUGCAGGAACUCAGAUGUUUCAUGUUCCCCAAGAACAUUUAAUUUGAAGGUUGCUCCAAUAUGAAGGGCUCAAAGAGGCAUUAAGCUUAAAGGAUUUCCAGUUUGGUUGUUUUACAUCACCAUGGAGAUCAGGAAAGUGCAUUUGAAAUGCCCCGGGACAGUUUUACUGACCAUGAUGAUGUUCAAAUGGGGUAUAUUCUGCUCUGGUUCAUCUGACAUGUGUGCAUCUUCACCCUGUCAAAAUGGGGCGACAUGUGUGGAUACAAUGGACGACUAUGUGUGUUUAUGUUCACGGGAAGGAGUGCGGUACACUGGGAAGGAGUGUGAUGAGCUGUACAAUGCUUGUGUGUUUGCUGAAUGCAAAGGGUGUGAGACUGAACUUGGCACGGAGCAGUACACCUGUCCAGAGGACUUCAACGAGUGUGAAAGUGGACCAUGUUUAGGUGCCCUCUCUGAGUGUGUAGAUGAGCUGAAUGGCUACAAAUGUCUGUGCCCACCUGGUUUUGGAGGAGAGGACUGCAGUCAUCACAUCACAGACUGUAUUGAUGAACCCUGCCUCAACAAUGGCACUUGUAGACGGAUAGUGGACGGAUUUGAAUGCACCUGUUCACAAGGUUUUCGUGGUGAGACCUGUGAUGAGAAUGUGGAUGAUUGUGAUUCACAUCCUUGUCAGAAUGGUGCAAUCUGUGUGGAUGACACCAACAAGUAUCACUGCUUCUGUGUACCCGGAUACCAAGGACACAACUGUGAGAUUGACAUAAACGAGUGUGCAUCACAACCUUGUUGGAACAAUGGAACUUGUAUUAAUGGAAAAGACCAGUACCUGUGUGAAUGUCUGCUGGGAUAUACAGGAGUAAACUGUGAGAUGGAGAUCGAUGAAUGCGAGUCAAAUCCUUGCAAAAAUGGAGCCAUCUGUCAUGACCUAGUGGGGCUGUACACCUGUGACUGUGUGCAGGGGUUUGAAGGCUCGGACUGUGAAAUCAAUAUCGAUGAAUGUGAGAGUGAUCCAUGUCAGAAUGGAGGAAUCUGCUACGACCUCAUCGAUAGUUAUAGGUGUGAAUGUGAAGGCACUGGGUUUAUGGGAGACCACUGUGAGGAGGAUAUUCCGGAGUGUGCAUCACAUCCUUGCCAACAUGAAGCAACUUGUCUAGAGGGCAUUAACCACUACAAUUGUACCUGUUGGCCAGGUUUUGAAGGGGAUAACUGUGAGGUGGAUAUAGAUGAAUGUGCUGAUACUCCGUGUGAGAAUGAUGGGGAAUGUUUUGAGAAGUCAAAACCAGAACACUGGGAAACAGACUGGGAGAUCACCUACGCCACAGCUGCAGGUUACAUCUGUCAGUGCCAACCAGGAUACACAGGAGAGAACUGCUCAGUGAACAUAAAUGAGUGUGUAUCUGAGCCAUGUCACAAUGGAGGCAGCUGUGAGGAUCUGGUAAACGGAUACAAAUGCGUAUGCCCGGAGGGGUUUGCAGGUGUAGAAUGUGAGGUUAACAUAGAUGAGUGUGAGAGCGCCCCCUGCCUGAAUGGAGGUGUAUGUGAAGAUGGAGUGGCUGACUAUAAGUGCCAUUGUGCAGAAGCCGAGGAAGGUCUCUUGCCAUGGGGGGGACCCCAAUGCACUGUGCAGCUACUUGGUUGCAUUGACCAUCCAUGCCAAAAUGGUGCCACCUGCUUGCCAUGGUUGAAUGUUGAGCACGGACAUACUUGUCUUUGUCCACCUGGAUUCUAUGAUGACGUAUGUUCAACACCAACCACAUUCUCCUUCUCCUUACCAAAGUUCUUUCUUAUUGAAGUUCCACCACUCGAGCGCAGAAAGAGAGACAUAGAAGAACAGGAACACCCCCUCGGGGUCCGCCUACGCUUCCGCACCACACUGCCUGAUAUGCUGCUGUUCUUUCGUGGCAAUGCUGAGUUCUUCCUCUCUCUGGAAAUUGUUGGGGGUGAGCUGCGUGCCAAGGUGCUAUCAAAAGAGGGAGGGUCGCUGGAGGCAAAAUUACCAGGGCUUAUAAGUGAUGGAGAUUGGCAUGAGGCAGUGGUGAACAUUGAUGAAUGGGAUCAGGAUAUCAGACUUGUGCUGCAAGUUAAAGGUCCAGGCUGUAACAAUCAAGCAUGCAAAGUUGAACACAAGCUACCAGAUGGUCAAGAAAGUUUCUUGCACCGUGACAGCCUCACAAAGUUGUAUGUAGGGGGAGUACCAGAGGAGUACAUGGAGCUAACCUUAAGUGGUCAUGGCUUUUUGGGUUGUAUGGAGGACCUACAGGUGGAUGGCCAUAUUGUUCUGCCACAUGAUCUUGGAGAUGAAGAGGUGAGCGUAGAGUUCGGCUGCGUAAAGACGGAAUGGUGCGAGGUGGACCCAAAUCCCUGCUCUCAACAAGGGCACUGCAUCGACCUCUGGACGGGCUACCGCUGUGACUGUUAUAGACCUCAUUAUGGCCAUGACUGCAGCCAAGGUUUCUCCUUUUGGACAUUCGGUCAUGAGAACUCGACUAGCUAUCUUGCAUUUGUACUGCUGUCUGAUUUUGGCAGGAACUUUAGUGUGUCAUUCUUCCUACGAUCUCUUAAAUCAAGUGGAUUAUUAUUUCAGCUACGUAAGGCAGGACAUCAACGGACAGAGGAGGAUGAUGCUUAUUUUACCAUGUACCUGGAAAUGGGACGAGUACAGGUGACCUCUGUGGUGGGGUCACCCAUCCUAUCAUCACCGGUGUUUGUCUGUAAUGGAGAGAAACAAAUGCUUCAGAUAGACAUACAGGAGGGUCAGGUGUUCUUUAGCCAUGGUGGAUUGCGCUACGGGCUUGGCUUUCUGCCUGACUUGGAGGUUCUGGAAGGAGACCUGGUGUAUGUUGGUGGGUUUCCAAAUGAAGAGGGUGCAGCUGAUUGGGGGGGUCAUUUUAAGGGCUGCCUGCAGGACCUGAGACUAGAUGAUGUGCAUCUGGAUGUGGAAGUCUGGAAUAGUACCCUCAGUGAGACUCUUUUUAUCUCCAGUGAUGCAAAAAAUGUGCUUCCUGGAUGCAUAAGUGAUGACAUAUGCAAGAUGGAGCCUUGCUUAAAUGGUGGAGAGUGCACAGUCACAUGGAAUGACUUUACUUGUUUCUGUCCAUGGGAUUUCACAGGAAAGAGAUGUGAAACUCGGGUUUGGUGUGUCAGUGACCCAUGCGUAAAUGGUGGACGCUGCAUGGAUCUGUUGGAUGGUUUUGAGUGCAUUGCUAAUGCGACUUUUGACAACACACCCUUACACUACAGUGCUAAGGGAUCUCUAGUUUACUCGGUGACCAACGUGACCAUGGAUCUCCGUACAAGGCAGGAAAAUGCCGUAUUACUUCGUGCAUGGAGAGGGACGGAGCUUCUACUGAUUGGUCUUGUGGAUUCAGCCAUUCAUGUGGAGCUCCAAACCGAAAACAACGUGGAACCAGUGAUAUUCUCUGGACAGAGACAGAUUGCAGAUGGAAACUGGCAUCACCUGCUGGUUGCCAUGGCCAGUCCAGAACAUGAUGCAUCGCAGUGGUUCAUUUUGGUGGAUGGCAUCAUCGACGGUAGCAGUGCACCGGAACUUGCUGGUAGCUUAAGUUUUCUUAAAGAUUUGUCAAGUGAAGUUGCACUGGCAGAGACAUACACAGGAUGUAUAGGCGCUGUCAGAGUGGGUGAGGUUUACCUUCCAUUUGUAGACAAUGCCAAAUCACCACAAACAUCACGGUUUUGGCGACGACAAGAUGAGCGUGUGCGCAUAGGCUGCUUUGGUGCUCCAGUGUGCCACUCUCAUCCCUGCAGACGUGGUGGUACGUGUGUGGAUCUCUUCAAUACAUUUGGCUGCCAGUGCCCAUCAGGCUGGGAAGGGAUCACCUGCGAGAAAGAAACAGACGAGUGCAUCUCAGGACCCUGUCUUCAUGGCAAGUGCAAAGACAAGUUUAAUGGGUUUGACUGCUUGUGUCAUCCAGGAUAUGCUGGACCUACAUGUUCAGAAAACAUAGACGACUGCAAAGGAUCGAAGUGUAAGAAUGGGGGAACCUGUGUGGAUGGAGUUAAUGACUUCACCUGUAUCUGUCCACCUAAGUACAGCGGAACACGUUGUCAGUAUAACUUCCCUCCUUUAAAGUGUGAACUGGAUGUUGAAUGUGAAAAUGAUGGCGUUUGUUAUGAUACUCAAUGGGGGGCAAACUGCACCUGCCCUCCAGGAUUCACAGGAGACAGAUGUGAGAAAGAAAUUGAUGAGUGUGCAUCUAGCCCAUGUCUAAAUGGUGGAUCGUGUCUGGAUCGGCUGAAACGGUUUCAAUGUUUGUGCCCAGCAGGCUUUAGUGGCCAAUUCUGUGAAACAAAUAAACAAGCUCAGCAAGAACAUAUACCAUGGUUUGCAAUAGCGGUUCCUUUGGCAUGUGGCUGUAUCCUCUUGGUGGCCAUUGGACUCAUUUUUAUGUUGAUGACAGCACGCAGGAAGCGGCAAUCUGAAGGAACUUAUUCCCCAAGUCAUCAGGAGAUUGCUGGUGCACGCCUGGAGAUGGAUAGCAUGCUGAAAGUACCACCUGAAGAGCGACUAAUUUGAACACCCAAACAGAUGUAGAUAAAGGGGCUCUAAUAUUAUCUGUGUGACUCUGGAACUACACUGGAACUUUCCAAGACCUUGUGGUAUUACAGAGCCACAGUGAGAAGCAAGUGCUACAUCAAACGAGCAACAUGAAGAUGUAUGGUAAUACGAGUGUAAGAGGAAAAACAUGAAGGCAUUAAAUACGGUUAAUCUUUUGUGGAGACCUAAAACUUUGGAAUUUUACCAGCAACUCUCUCAAAUGUAGUUGAACUUGAACUUGGUGAUUAUUUACCUCAUGGUACUGUAUGCCGGAACGGCUUUGACAAAUACUGCAAAGAGAUGGAAAUAAGAGUUUACAUUCUUCCCACAGCAUUUAAAAUCUUUAACCAAUCCCUCUCAAAGAUAAGAACUUUAGUGCUAAUGAAGGAGUGCACAACAUUUUGAAUAAAAAAAUUAAUAAGAUAAAAAAUUCACAGCAUUUGAAUGUACAAUGUCUGUAUGGUAUAUAUGUAGCAAGACUGUUAACGAGCUACUAUUCCUGCUGUAGGCUACACUGGAUAUGAUAAUCAACACUGAGGAAUGUGGCUUCAUAUUCAUGCCAAUAUGAACAAUUAGCCAUAUAUUAGAAUUUUCAAGGGUGGAAAACAACUGAAACUAAUUACCAUUUUAAAGUAAUGCAUUUUUUAAAAGAAAAACUGGGCGUUGCUGCUUUGCAUAAUUCAUUUCAUUGUUGUGUUCACAUUGUGUCAGAAUUACCCUAAUUAUGUGUUCCCAAAUGCUAAAAACUAUUUAUAUCUUUGCUGAACGCACAAUCACAAGUUUGUAAGAAAUAACAAAACCUUUGAAUUUUGAACAGAAAAAUCUCUGGCUUUAUUUGACUGAUGUUACAUCAUGUACAGUAUAAACAACCAAAAAGACUGCAAGUAAUGAUAGUUAUGUAGCAAUGUCAGCACAUCUUCGUCUGAAAUGCUAUUUUUUAGCCAAUAACCUGCACUUCCAGUAUUUAAUAUAUGAGACAGCGAGAAGUGUUUUAAUGUAGUGAUUACAUUUUUGCUAUCAUAGACAGCAAAGCUGCAUAGCUAUUUAACUGUUAUGGGUGGAGUCACAAGGCAAACAGCUUUAAGCUGAAUCUGAGCAAAAUUGGUAUUAGCAAAAAAGGAAUUAUGGUAAUUCCAACAGAAUGUGAACACUUUUUUUUUUCCUGUUUGAGACCAUUAUUGGAAAAACUGUGAAUAUGUUACUGUUUGACAAUCACUGCACUUGACAUUUUUAGGAAUGUGUUCAUACUACUAAAGAUAAACAAACACCACCGUCAUUUAAACACACUUACCUCUGCAUACACAUGCAAAUAUGAUCUCAUGAGCGGUGAAAUAAUAUUCUGCCUGUGUGUGAAGAUGAAAUAAGAGAUGAGAGAUAAACAGAAGAACAAAUCCUUGCUGAUGUCUAAAUGCUGUAAAAACUGAGUGAGUGUAUAUAUUGUAAAUUGUGGCUAUAAUUUUUCUUUCUUUUUUUUUUUUGGGUCGCAUUUCAGUCAGACUUUCUUCAAAUGCAUGCAUAGGAUUUACUAAAACUAAACAGUAAAGUGUAAGCUACAACAUUUUAGGAAUAUAUUUUUGAAUGUGUAAAUGUGCAAAAAUUGUUUAAUAAAAGUGUUUGUGUUUGAAUGUUUAAAAGGAGUUACAGCUUAAAUAAUUAGGAAAAGUUACAUGCAUUUUAACGUUAAACUGACAGUCCUAAAAAAAUAAGAUAUGCGCAAGAAUACUGGGAAAGAGAACGGUUAAAAAUAAAUGAAUAAAUGUGAGCAAAACAAAGCUCCAACUCACCAUUUUCACAUGAAUAUACUAUGUGCUUUUUUUAAUUAUGGCAAACACAAAUAAUAACAUCCAAAUAAUAAUAAUUAAAAAAUAAAAAAAAGUGCAAGAUGAUAAUAACAGGAUAUGAGUUCACAUUAGGAUACAUUCCAAGAGAAAAUUGUAUUUUACACAUCAGAAACACAUCUUGACAGUUCAACCUUGUUGAGAGCCGCACUGUCCUACCAUUCAAGCGGAGAAACCUCAAAGGAUCCUGUCAAAAUAGGUCCUACAAUGUUUGUUAAAUCCAUGCCAGCCAUAUUUUCAAAACCUCUUUUACCCAGACAUAGUAGAUUAUAAUUUGAAACGUUUCCGCUGGAAUACAAAAUACAAUCACAUUUAGUGACCGGCCUCAAUGACUGCUGUGCAGUGAUGUCAUCUACAAUACUUCACCCAGAACAACUUUUAACACUAAACAUGUUUGGAUGUCUUGCCAGUUGAGUCACUGUAUGGGGAAAAAAUAUCACAGCUUCAACUCAUCUGACGA